AGAGGAGGAGAGCUCGCUCCUCCCUUCACGAGCCCGUCCCCGCUGCUCCUCAGCGAACUCAGGCUCAUUCACGUGGUAAGGAGGUGUGCUGCGCGAGCGCUGCCCCGGUGCUCACCCGGCUGCACGAGACUCUACGAUGUGCAUCAGUCACGCCGCUCUCGGUCCACACCACCGCCGGUGCCUAGCAAACGCCAGACCACCGUUCCUGCGUGUUGCGCUGCGCUGCAUCCGAGCCGUCGGACAUCCGGUCGGACCGGAGCGCGCGUGUGUCCACGCGUGCCGCGCGGCUCGCGUGCUCACUUUUCUGAUGGGACACCACGCGUGAAGAGCGACCGCGUGAGGUCAGGAGGGAGGGAGGGAUGUCCGCCGGCGCGAACAGGACCAACAUGACGGCGGAGAGCCGCGGCGUCGGGGACCCGGCUGAAGGCGACUGGCGCGUCCUGUUCGUCGCGUGCCUGACGCUCGCCGCGGUCAUCUGCGCGGGCGGCCUCUUCUCGCUCGCGUCGCUGCUCAGGACGAGGAGCAGGUCCGCCACGUGCCUCAUCGUGGCCUCGGUGUCGGUGGACGACCUGAUCUGCGUGGUGCCCCUGUGCCUCGCCAUGGUGUUGCAGUGGAGGAGAGGCAGCGAGGCGGCGGACGAGGCAAAUGACGGCGCCGUGUGCACCUGGACUGGUCUCCUGUUCGUCUUCCAGGGGCUCUCGACUAACAUGAAGGCGUGCCUGGUCGUGGCGCACGCACUGUACGCGACCAAGCGCGGCGAGGAGGAGGAAGACGACGGAGGAAGAGGAAGAGGACGCGGCCGCGUGCUGGGCGCGCUCGCGGCGGUGUGGGCGCUGAGUCUAGCGGUAAGCGCGCUGCCCAUGUGCGGUUUGGGUCGCUUCGCCCGCGCCCCACUCGCCUGCCUGCCGCGCGGCGACGGCCCUUACGCACCGCUCCUGUUCGCGCUGUACGCGCUGUGUGCCGGCGGACUCGCCGUGUGCGCAGCGCCGCUGGCGCACCGUCUCCUGUGCUCCGCCGAGGCUCUCCAUCCCGGCGCCUUCGCCUCGUUAUCUCGGGAGAGCUUAGACAGGAGUUUCGUGGCGCUCGGCUCCCAUGCGACGGGGCUCAGGGGCAAAACCGAGACGUGCUCGUGCUCGUCCCCCGCCAGCGAGCUGCGCUUCGGUACCGACGAUGCGCGCCGCUGCCCGGCCGCCAGACUCUUCGCGCAGAAACGCUUCUCACUGAUUCUGGCCAUAACGCGCGUGCUCCUCUGGAUGCCCAUGAUGACGCAGAUCCUCGUCAGCCAUAUUGUGCGGACGCACAGUUCGUCUGUGGAGACGCUGUGUUUCUUCCUGACCUUGCUCUCGGCCACUGUUACCCCAGUGUUUUGUCUCUCAGAGCGCUGGGCUCAUCUUCCCUGCGGCUGUUUCAUCAACUGCGGUCAGGACGUCAACUCAGUCUCCUCCGCUAUGCACAAACGGAGGUUCGAAUUCAACCUCUCCUUCCAGCAAGGGUACGGCAUUUACAAGAUACCUCACACACCCUCCCCGACCGUGGAGAAGCCCUGCUACAGCAGUCUUUACGAUCACGAUUUCUCCAAAAGUCGAGUAGCGAUUCUAAGCAGCGGACAAAUUACAAAUCUGGCCUCACGUGACUUUAGGAAGAUGGUGGUGGAAGAGGAGGAGGACUGCUCCCUCCACGACAAGCUCCUCUCGGACAGCGUGUCGCAGCAGGUGAGAACAGAAGCUCCGGAGCAGCUGAACUCCGUGGAGCAGGACGCUUUCGGAAAGGUGUCCCCAGCUGUCUCAGGCUGUGACGGGGAAGACCUGAACCUGGACACUUCUUCAGUUUUCGAUGGUCCAGAGAGGAGGCUGUCACACGAGGAGUGUCGCAAGAUUGAGCUGACCGACUGGGAAUGGUGCCGAAGCAAAUCGGAGAGAACACCGAGACAGAGAUCUACAGGCGGAUUGGCGAUCCCUCUUUGUGCCUUUCAGGGCACGGUGUCCCUCCAUGCACCCACAGGCAAAACGCUCUCCCUGUCCACCUAUGAGGUAAGCAGUGACGGCCUCAAGAUCUCCCCCAACAAUGCCAAAAAGGUCGAGGUGUACCGCUCCAAAUCGGUGGGCCACGAGCCCAGUGCGGAAGAGUCGAACUCCGGAAGCGGGGGUGGUGGAGGUGUAGCCGACACCAACGUGAAGAUCCACCUGGAAGUUCUGGAGAUCUGUGACAACGAAGAGGCCAUGGACAGCGUUUCCAUUGUGUCCAACAUCAGCCAGUCCUCGACGCAUGCGCGCUCUCCAUCGUUGCGGUACUCUCGCCGUGAAAACCGCUUCGUAUCGUGUGAGCUGGGAGAGACAGCCUCGUACUCUUUGCUGAUCCCCGGUUCCAGCCCGGAUACUGAUGGACUUAACAUACACAUCCCAGAUACAGUCGAGGCGCACCGGCAAAACAGCCGACGCCAACGGAGUGAGGCAGGAGGCUACCGGGAGGAGAUCCAGCUCCUUAAUGAGGUCUACAAGAAGCAGGAGGGGGAAAUGGACAAGUAGUAUUAGCAGAUCCUUAAAGACUUCGCUAGUGCUGACUGAAAAGGGUUGAACGUCAGGAUUGAACGAAGAAAAAAAAUUUUAGAAGUCA
Molecule: messenger RNA, 2613 nt
Organism: Silurus meridionalis
Lineage: Eukaryota; Metazoa; Chordata; Actinopteri; Siluriformes; Siluridae
Product: probable G-protein coupled receptor 149
Exons: 4
Coding region: 360-2525 (721 amino acids)
Biological process (GO): neuropeptide signaling pathway
Cellular component (GO): neuron projection
Molecular function (GO): neuropeptide binding; G protein-coupled receptor activity
Source: RefSeq, a predicted model, not a curated record